Bolinopsis microptera is the source of this 2712-nucleotide messenger RNA. Its product is annotated as ubiquitin thioesterase Zranb1-like. Bases 11 to 1957 code for a protein of 648 amino acids. Gene Ontology annotation, biological process: protein deubiquitination involved in ubiquitin-dependent protein catabolic process; protein K63-linked deubiquitination; protein K11-linked deubiquitination. The record is from RefSeq and is a predicted model, not a curated record. Gene Ontology annotation, cellular component: cytoplasm; nucleus. The transcript is spliced from 12 exons. Gene Ontology annotation, molecular function: cysteine-type deubiquitinase activity; K63-linked polyubiquitin modification-dependent protein binding. Lineage: Eukaryota; Metazoa; Ctenophora; Tentaculata; Lobata; Bolinopsidae.
UCAGAAGCAAAUGAAUCAAGAUGAAACACACAAGUGGCCUUGUACAACAUGUAGUUAUGCAAAUUGGCCUCUUGCAAGAAAGUGCACGCUGUGUUUGACUCCCAAAGAAAGUGUCAUAGAUGUGGAGAAAGGGAAGGUUAAAGCUGAGAUAAUACAACCACCUAGCAACAAAUGGACUUGCAAGAAUUGUACCUAUGACAACUGGCCUGUCACGAAAAGGUGCACAAUGUGCCAGGUUUCAAAGGAUGACACAAUAAUAACAGCUCCAAACGAGAGUGAGCAGACCUCUGAUGGUGCGUGUGGUGCGUCAACUAAAACCACUGCUUCUGGUAUUGUGAGGAAUUCUAGGAGGUCUAGGAAAAACAGAUCAACCUGCAACGAGCCUGCUGACAAAUGGGUGUGUUCUAAGUGUACGUAUGUGAACUUCCCCAAGACAAAGAAGUGUGUAAUGUGCCAGACCUCUCCUACACCCACCUACAUAAGACAGCUCUCCAACUCCAGCUCCAGCAGCACAGACAGUAUACACAGCACUGAGUCACGUCGCUCCGGUACGUCACGUAUUAUAGAGAAGUGCACGCGCACCGAGCAGCGCAGCACUCUCCGGCCGGACAGACCGGAGGGGCGCAGGCCAGAGAAGCGCAAACUACUUUAUGAUUCUACCAGGAAGAAGCAAAUAAGAAAUAAAAUACUUCAAGAGGAUUGGAUCUGGAUACAUGCGUGUAUUGGUGCAAUUGACGGAGACCCUAUCCCGGUAGAGACGUAUAUCAAGAGAAUAGGGAGCAUCACACGCGCUCUGACCCCUGAAGAAGCGCGAGUGCUGAGUUGCGACACACACACAGUCGACCCGGGUCAGAGUCUCAUUCAUCUGGCACUCCAACGGCACUCCAAUCACAACGUCCUUGUAGUCCUUCUCAGUCAUCAACAACAGUCGAGACCCAGUGGAACAGGGGGGAACCUAAAAAGAAUGCCCUCGUACGAAUGUCCGAGUACAGCUACAGAGAUCAGACGAGUUGUAGCCAGUAACCUGAGGCAGUACAACCAUGGAGAUUUCUACUGUCACUACAUGAGCGAUCCUGUUACUUUCAUCCUUCCCUACGAGAUAUUUUCGUUUGGCAGUUACACACAAAAGUGUUUAUUUGACGAGAUCCUGGACCUAGAGGCGCAAAGAGUGCUGGAGGAGAACAGAGUGGUUAACUGGAGUAAGGAGAUCGUAACUAAACACAACAGUAAACUUUACGCUCUCUGGAACAGGAGUGCUGGUGACUGUCUUCUUGACAGUGCUUUACAGGCAACAUGGGGAGUUAACGAUAGGGACGGGUCUCUGAGACGAGCACUUUCCAACACACUUGUACACGCACAGGACAAGUUGUACCCCCGCUGGAAGGAGUACGAGUGUAUGCACGCAGCUAACCUGCACUACACACUAAACGAGUCCCAGUGGAGCACUGCCUGGAAGAAGCUAGUGAAGUUAGCGGAACAACCGGGCAAGUCCCUCGAACAAGCGCACAUAUUCUGUCUAGCGCACGUGCUCCGCAGACCUGUCAUAGUGUACGGGGUGAAGUACGUGCACAACUCCACUGGAGAGGUGCUGGAUUACGCGCGAUUUGAAGGAAUAUAUCUACCGCUCCUGUGGGGAUCAGGAUGUUGUAUAAAGUCUCCUGUAGUACUGGGAUACACGCGAGGUCACUUCUCUGCUCUAGUCGGGAUACAGCAAGAAAGCGACGAUAGUUCUAUAUUACUACCUCUCACUGACUCGCAACAUCAGCCUCUACCCCUUCACUUCAUUACUGAGGAGGAGGUUGGUCUGCAGAACGAACUGAUCAGAGAAUGGUUUGAGACCACCGAGACGAGCAGUGGCGUGCUGUGCGCCGUACAACGGGUCUCAAGUCUUCACAUACUAACUCAGAGACUCAUCAAUGGCUGGCUUCUCAAAUACAAAAGAACUAACACCACCUAAUGAAGGAUUUUAUCAAACUCUGAGAUAUAUCACUACUUUGAUCAAAUAGAUUUGAGAAGAUUUAAUUUUGUGUGUGGACAUUGUUUGUUCGGAACUGGUGUGUUUUAGUCGAUUGUUCAGGAUGGAGACCACAUCUGCUUAUUUGAGAAGGAACUAGGGUUAUGAAGAAGCCCAGUUAAAAGUUGUCUGGUAACGCGCGCAUAUGGGCGACACUAACAAAGUAACAAGAAGCUCAGCCCAGUUUCAAAUUGAGAAUGAAUCAGUUUAUGGCCAGAGGACGCGAACAGAAUUGUCCUUUCCCAGUACUCGCUAUGCAGAUGUGGUCAAGUCAUGUUCUAUACAUCGUGUUUAACUUAUGUAUUUUGGAUUUGAGGUAGAAUUAUUUAUAACUCGGGUCCAUACUAAAUCUCCCUUUAACAGUGUUUCUAGUAAAAUCUAUAUGAAUUUAAUUGAUUAUACUGAAACUGAUUCAGAAAAGUUUGGGUUAAGAUGUGAGGUUUAGUCGGGUUCAGAGAGUGGUUAAGUUUAAAAUUGUCCAGGAAGGGGUGGUUAAGUUUAUUAACAAUUAUGAGGUUCAGAAAGGGUUCAGAAAGGGUCGGGUGGUUAAGUUUGAUAAGAGAUAUGAGGUUUAGUUGGGUUCAGAAAGGGUCGGGAUGAAGUUUGAUAACAGAUAUUUAAUGUGGACCCGUCACUGUGGGGCACUUAAAGAGAGGAUAUUUUGUGUAUUUUGGAACUAAUUUUAUACUUCUUUUGAU